GUUUUCGCGGUUACAUUUAAAUGACCGCGCAUUUUUUUGAGGAAUACUUUUCUCGCCGUUUAAUAUUCCGAUGUUGAUAUCAUUGACCUAAAUUAAACUGAAACUAGAUUUAAUUCGAAAUAAGAUUCCAGUUCCUUACUGAUCAGCUGUUGAUUGGAAACACUGCACUCAUUUCCUGAAAGUCAGAAACAUGGUGUUUUCUGUUUAAAAGAUUCUGCACCAUGUUCUUAAAACUUCGACUCUUGAAAUUUCAUUGAAUAAAAGAAAGCAGUAAAAAUUUCCUCAGUGUAUACUGCAGCACUAAAAGCUAGUCAUGGCACAAGUAUUCAAGGACGUAUUUAGCACAAUUGACUACGUGGUAUUUGCCCUCAUGUUAGCAAUAUCUGCUGGCAUCGGAGUUUGGUAUGCGUUCGCUGACAGAAAGAAGAGUAACACUCAAGAAUUCCUGAUGGGAGGUCGAUCUCUUAGUGUAUUGCCAGUCGCCAUGUCUGUCCUAGCCAGCUUUAUGUCUGCCAUCACCCUACUUGGGACACCAGCAGAAAUCUACAAUUAUGGGACGCAGUACAUCAUGAUCAACAUAGCAUUUUGUUUCGUCGUUCCUUCUACUGCGUAUUUGUAUCUCCCGGUAUUUUACAAUUUGCAAGUAACAAGUGCGUAUGAGUACCUGGAACUGAGAUUUCAUAAGUAUGUGCGAACAAUUGGAUCAGCAGUUUUUUUCAUGCACAUGCUUAUGUAUAUGCCAGUUGUGCUGUAUGCUCCUGCUUUGGCUCUUUCGGAAGUAACUGGAAUAAAAAUAUGGACUGCUGUACUAUCCAUAGGAUUGGUCUGCACAUUUUACACAUCCAUAGGUGGUAUAAAAGCUGUCGUUUGGACUGACUUCUUUCAAUCUGUGAUGAUGUAUGCUUCUGUUCUAAUCAUAGUCAUUAAAGGUGCCAUUGAUAUCGGAGGAUUCGAUCUCGUUUUCGAGAGAAGUUUCGAAGGAGACAGAAUUGAAUUUUUAAGAUUCGACAUCAAUCCAACUGUCCGUCAUACAUUUUGGAGUUUGGUGUUUGGAGGAUACAUCACUUGGAUGGGUAAUUAUGCCGCCAAUCAAGCCAUGAUACAAAGAUACCUCACCAUUGGUACUUUGCGGGGAGCUCAAAAUUGCUUGUGGAUCAACCUUCCAGCCUUAGUGAUAUUGAUUCUGAUUACCAGUAUGUCCGGUCUGGUGAUUUAUGCAUUCUACGCUGCCUGUGAUCCGAUUGGGACCAAAGUAAUUGAUGCUCCAGAUCAGCUAUUUCCAAGAUUUGUGAUGGAAACCCUCGGUUCUUUGCCAGGAAUUCCAGGGCUUUUCGUAUCGGGAAUAUUUAGUGGAGCAUUAAGUACAGUAUCUUCUGGGGUGAAUUCCUUAGCAGCUGUUACGUUGGAAGAUUUCAUAAAAACUUAUUUCGUGAAGAACUUAUCUGAGCUGUGGGCUACAAGAAUUACUAAAAUGUUAGCUACAGUGUAUGGGCUGUUAUCUAUUGCUUUAGUUAUAGUAGCUCAGCAGUUAGGUGGUGUUCUUCAAGCGGCACUUACCAUUCACGGUGUCGUUGGUGGACCUAUGCUAGGAGUGUUUACGUUAGGAAUGUUUUUCCCUUGCGCAAAUACCUGGGGUGCUUCAACAGGUCUAUUAAGUGGGUUUGUGAUAGCGAUGUGGUUUGGAAUGGGAGCCUUUUCCAGUAAACCUUAUCAGCCGCUGCUUCCCAGAUCCUACACAAAUUGCACAGAGCUUUAUUACAAUGUAACUAAAAUUGAUCUCAAGAAUAUGACUACGAUACCCGAAAUCAUCCCAAACAAUGAUCAUAUAUUUCCUCCAUAUCGUUUGUCGUAUUUGUGGUUGAGUGCGAUUGGAUUCGUCAUUGUUCUUAUUGUGGGAGUAACCAUAAGCCUCAUUACAGGUCCAAGAAAAUGUGAUGACGUUGACGAGAAGUUGUUGUCUCCAGCAGUGAUAUGGCUAAGGAAGUUCCUACCCGGUGGCCGAUGUAAAACUCUUCGAAUCCAAAGAAAAAGACGGGGAACGUCAUUGAAUACUUUAAGAACCAGUGUAAUUAGCAGUGAUGAUGAAAUUUACUAUGCGUCGAAAAAAGGAUCAAUAUCUUAUAUUUCUGACUCUAAAAUUUCAUAAAAUUUAGAAUAGAAAAUAGAAAUUUUCAAAUAAUAAUUUGUUACUGUUAUUUUUGUACUUUAUUCUGCUCAUUUCAUUUCAUCAUAUUAUUCAUCAAAUUAUAAGCAUAUUUAAAUAUUUGAA
Uloborus diversus is the source of this 2269-nucleotide messenger RNA. Its product is annotated as sodium-coupled monocarboxylate transporter 2-like. Lineage: Eukaryota; Metazoa; Arthropoda; Arachnida; Araneae; Uloboridae. Bases 314 to 2146 code for a protein of 610 amino acids. Gene Ontology annotation, biological process: transmembrane transport; sodium ion transport. Gene Ontology annotation, molecular function: symporter activity. Gene Ontology annotation, cellular component: membrane. The transcript has 16 exons. The record is from RefSeq and is a predicted model, not a curated record.